This is a messenger RNA of Aspergillus heteromorphus CBS 117.55, 1144 nucleotides long. RefSeq lists its product as uncharacterized. Bases 346 to 975 code for a protein of 209 amino acids. NCBI's taxonomy places the organism in Eukaryota, Fungi, Ascomycota, Eurotiomycetes, Eurotiales, Aspergillaceae. The record is from RefSeq and is a predicted model, not a curated record. The transcript is spliced from 2 exons.
AGAGCUUAGUGAAGUAGUUAGCCUGUUAGUCAGUUAACUAUCUAGACUACUAGCCGGUCAGGGUUGUUGUGGGAGGAAAAGCGAAGAUCGCGAUUCGCGCCCGACCAACCGAGCGACCGAGCGACCGUUCAGAGGCGAAUGCACGGUUAAUCAGAAGGGCCGAGACAACGACCUAACUAAGACGGCUAGGACCUCGGCAUUGGCGGGGGUCUGUCUUGGUUUCAGGUGUUUGUUGUUCCUGUUGCUGGUGCUGGUGUUGGUGUUGGUGUUGGAGAUAGAGAUCUAGGGCGCAGGGACAGCGUGUUUCAUGCUUUGUUCACUGGAUGAGUGGAAACAAAGUGCUUGAUGGUUGAUGCAUCCAUCAGCUGGUUGUGUGGCAUGCAGGUUGACUGGUUGAGUGGUACCUUUGUUCUCUGGGUGUAUGUACGUACGUUGGGGGGGGUUUUCUAUCUAUAUCGAUCGCGGACUAGGAUACCCAUGAUUGUCAUGUCAUGUGUGUCAUGUUUGCGAUCGGUGUAUCAGUGUGGCUCCGUACUUCUGACUGUUGAGUGCUGUAGAUCGAUUGUAUGUAUGCAUGGAUGGAUGGAUGUAGGUACUUUACGGUCAAACGAUCUAAUUGUAGACGGUGUUGCAUAUGUACCCCUGGAUUUAGCAUCCUCGCUUAAUUUCCCACUACGCAGGAUGGGUUCAGCUUCGAUAUGCGAAAGAGAUGGAUGGAUCAAUGGGAUGGAGGCCGGUCAAAGCUUCAUUGCCCCGGAGUCCACUGCGCACUAUGAUCUGAGUCCAUCCAUAAUCAGCUGUCUGUGCUCUGUCCAGCUGUCAGUGCCAGUGUCAGUGCCAGACGCCCGACAUAAGUACGACGAGGAGACUAUCACAGCGACUAUUAGAAACGCGGUGGAUCGGGGGAUGAAAUGCAAGGCGGGUGAUUGGCGGCAUCAGCAGGACAAUGAAACGGCGACAAAGAGUGUGCCCUGAGGCUGGCAGAUGGGCGAGUAACCUCCUGGAAUUGUGUGGUUGACAGCCAGCCCGGCCAGCCAGCCAAGCCCGCCCUGGCUGGGAGACCGACUUCCAGUCGUCCUUUGAACCUGCCGGGCGGGAAAAGGUCUAGACCGUCGCCGGGACUAAUUUCCCCGGGGGCAAAAUG